AUGUUCUGUGGGCAGCCACUGCCCUGGUGGUGACAGGAGGUUCUGGCAGCGUGGCACUCGUUUUCCAUAACCCAUGGGCACCUGGGUUUCUGCUGCAAGGAGAUGCACACCUCCAUGGGGGACAUGGGGAAACUGAGGCACGGAGCUUAAUUUGCCCCAGCCCCAAUCCCAACCCCUCUGGCACAAAAUCUCAGAGGAGCUUCCCAGUAAACUGGCAUCACUCCACCAGCGGGGGGAGGUGUGGGCUGCAGGAACCAGGAGGAGAAGCUGCUCCAGGACCUCAUGAGCAACUACAACCGGCAACUGCGCCCGGCCCUGCGAGGGGACGAGAUCAUCGAUGUCUCCCUCAAGCUCACCCUCACCAACCUCAUCUCCUUGAAUGAGCGAGAGGAGACCCUCACCACCAACGUCUGGAUCGAGAUGCAAUGGUCUGAUUAUCGCCUGCAGUGGGACCCUGAGAAAUACGACAACAUCCAGCAGCUGCGAGUGCCCUCCACCAUGGUCUGGCUGCCUGACAUCGUUCUGGAGAACAACAUCGACGGGACGUUUGAAAUCACUCUCUACGCCAACGUGCUGGUAUCUCCUGAUGGCAGCAUCUACUGGCUGCCCCCUGCCAUCUACCGCAGUGUCUGCGUCAUCCACGUCACCUACUUCCCCUUCGACUGGCAGAACUGCACCAUGGUCUUCCAGUCCCAGACAUACAGUGCAAAUGAAAUCAACCUGCUGUUGACGGUGGAGGAAGGCCAGACCGUGGAGUGGAUUGUCAUCGACCCCGAGGCUUUCACAGAGAAUGGCGAAUGGGCCAUCAAGCACCGCCCUGCUCGGAAGAUCAUCAACUCAGAGCACUUCACCCCAGAUGACACCCAAUACCAGCAGGUUGUUUUCUACCUCAUCAUCCAGCGCAAGCCGCUCUUCUAUGUCAUCAACAUCAUCGUGCCCUGUGUCCUCAUCUCCGCCAUGGGCGUGCUCGUCUACUUUCUGCCCGCCAAAGCGGGUGGGCAGAAAUGCACCGUCUCCAUCAACGUUCUCCUGGCCCAAACUGUCUUUCUCUUCCUCAUUGCCCAGAAGGUGCCCGAGACCUCCCAGGCUGUGCCACUCAUUGGGAAGUACUUGACCUUCCUCAUGGUGGUGACAGUGGUGAUCGUGGUGAAUGCUGUCAUUGUCCUCAAUGUCUCCCUGAGAACACCCAACACUCACUCCAUGUCCCCGAGAGUCCGCCAGGUGUUCCUGCACCUCCUGCCUCGCUACCUGGGCAUGCCUGUGUCAGAGGAGACACCAGGGCCACCACAAGCUGUCCGGAGAUGCAGCUCCCUUGGGCUCAUGGUGAAAGCUGACGAGUACAUGCUCUGGAAAGCCCGGACCGAGCUGCUCUUCGAGAAGCAGAAGGAAAGGGAUGGGCUGAUGAAAACUGUGCUGGAGAAAAUUGGACGUGGCCUGGAGAGUGGCAGUCCCCAGGACUUCUGCCAGAGCCUGGAGGAGGCAGGUCCUGAGAUCCGGGCAUGUGUGGAUGCCUGCAACCACAUCGCCAACGCCACACGGGAGCAGAACGACUUUGGCAGCGAGAGCGAGGAGUGGAUCAUGGUGGGACAGGUGAUCGACCGUGUCUGCUUCUUCAUCAUGGCCUCUCUCUUCGUGUGUGGCACCGUUGGCAUCUUCCUCGUGGCUCACUUCAACCAGGCACCUGCCCUGCCCUUCCCUGGAGACCCCAAGCCAUACCAGCCACAGUGAUGCCUGCAGGCACCCACCAGCCCUCUUGCUGCCAGGACUGCUGGAGCCAGGGGCUGGGCACCCCUAAAGUCCCCUGGCUGGCCAAGAUCCCUGUGGGCACUGCAGCUCCUGGUGCCAAGCACAGCACAGAGGGAGGGCUGGGAGUGGUGGGUCUGCCACACCCCAACAGUGGUGGAGAUGGGGAAAAGGGGAACACGGGGUCACCAUGCUGUGCUAAAUGUGGAAAUAAAGCCUGUGACAGUC
Molecule: messenger RNA, 1971 nt
Organism: Pseudopipra pipra
Lineage: Eukaryota; Metazoa; Chordata; Aves; Passeriformes; Pipridae
Gene: CHRNG
Product: cholinergic receptor nicotinic gamma subunit
Exons: 12
Coding region: 283-1728 (481 amino acids)
Biological process (GO): nervous system process; chemical synaptic transmission; monoatomic ion transmembrane transport
Cellular component (GO): plasma membrane; synapse; neuron projection
Molecular function (GO): transmembrane signaling receptor activity; acetylcholine-gated monoatomic cation-selective channel activity
Source: RefSeq, a predicted model, not a curated record